AGAUAAAGACAGGGUUCGAAUUUGAAGUGGCAUUGACUCCUGAAACACAUUAGCAUCUCCACGGCAGGAUUAGAGGCGAGUGCGAUGUCUUUGGCGACCGGAAUGAGGAGCUCUGCGAGCGCCGGAUCAGUGGCAACGGCGGUUGAGCGACUUCCAGGAGUCCAAGAAGCCAUUGUGGAUGUCGAAGAGAUGAGUGAGAGAUCAGUCCAGGUAUGUCGGAUCCGUGUAAAUGGGAUGACUUGCACCUCUUGUUCCUCCACAGUUGAAUCAGCUUUACGAGAGGUCGGGGGCGUGCAGAAGGCCCAUGUGGCUUUAGUGACAGAAGAAGCAGAAGUAUACUACGACUCAAGCAUCUCAAGCUACAACAACUUGCUCAAAGCCAUUGAGGAUGCUGGAUUUGAGGCCACUCUUGUGAGUUCAGGGACAGAUAUUAGCAAGUUACAGCUCAAAGUUGAGGGCAUCCAAACAGAUAACCCUUCUCGUACAAUGGAAAUCAUCCGAAGUUCUCUCCAGGCACUUCCUGGGGUUCAAUCUGUGGAUGCAGAUCAUGCAAUGAGUAAGAUCUCCAUAUCCUAUAAAGAAGAUUUGACAGGACCCAGGAGCUUCGUCAAAGUGAUUGAGUCGACGGGGUCUGGCCAUCUCAAGGCGAGUAUAAUUCCUGAAGGAGUACGAGAAAGAGAAGCUCGUAAGCAAGAAGAAACCGAGCAAUACCGCAGAUCUUUUCUCUGGAGUUUAGUGUUCACCGUUCCUGUCUUUCUGACCUCUAUGGUUUUCAUGUAUAUUCCUAGGAUUAACUGUGUAUUAGAUGUCAAAGUUGUGAACGCGCUGACUUUUGGAGAAACUUUGAGAUGGGUCCUGUCCACUCCAGUACAAUUCAUCAUUGGACGGCGAUUUUAUAUUGGGGCUUUUAAAGCUUCGCGCCACGGUUCUGCUAACAUGGAUGUUCUGAUUGCUUUAGGGACGAAUGCUGCGUACUUAUACUCUGUCUACUCAUUGUUGAGAUCCGCAACUUCUCAAACUUUCAAGAGCAUGGAUUUCUUUGAGACAAGUUGCAUGCUCAUCACGGUCAUACUCUUAGGGAAGUACUUGGAGGUUUUGGCCAAGGGAAAGACUUCUGAAGCCAUUGCCAAGCUUUUGGACUUGGCACCUGAAACAGGAGUUCUCUUAACAAUGGAUGAGGAGGGCAACAUGACUGAUGAGCACGAAAUCGAUACCCGGCUGAUAGAGAAGAACGAUGUGAUAAAGAUCAUGCCAGGCGCAAAAGUAGCCUCGGAUGGUUUGGUCAUCUGGGGGCAAAGCCAUGUCAAUGAGAGCAUGAUAACAGGAGAACCCAAACCUGUGAUGAAGACCAAGGGAGAUGUGGUGAUUGGAGGCACGGUGAAUCAGAACGGAGUCCUGCAUAUUAUGGUAACACAAGUUGGAUCCGCCACUGCCCUUUCGAAGAUUGUUCGACUGGUCGAGUCGGCCCAAAUGGGCAAGGCUCCUAUCCAGAAUUUCGCAGAUCGCAUCUCCAAGUACUUCGUGCCUUUGGUCAUAAUCUUUUCAGUAUCUACAUGGGCUGCCUGGCUUUUGGUGGGGAAGUAUCAUGGCUAUCCGCAAUCUUGGCUUCCAGCUUCCAUGAAUAGCUUCGAACUUGCUCUGCAGUUCGGAAUAGCCGUGAUGGUCAUAGCCUGCCCAUGUGCCCUCGGCCUAGCAACGCCAACUGCAGUGAUGGUCGGCACCGGACUUGGGGCAUCUCAUGGUGUCCUGAUCAAAGGAGGCCAAGCAUUGGAAAGUACACAUAAGGUGAACUGUGUCGUGUUUGACAAGACAGGAACACUCACAAUGGGGAAGCCAGUGGUGGUCUACACAAAACUCUUGAAGACCAUGGAACCACAACAUUUUUACGAGCUCGUCGCUGCAACUGAGGUCAACAGCGAGCACCCCUUGGCCAAGGCCAUUGUUGAACAUGCCAAAACAUUUUGGGAAGAAGGGGACAAAUCCAUCUGGCCAGAAGCAAGAGACUUUGUCUCUGUCCCUGGCCAUGGAGUCAAGGCCAUGGUUAGGCACAGAGAAAUAUUAAUAGGAAACAAAAGCUUGAUGCUGCAACACGACAUGAUCAUUCCCGAGGAUGCCGAGAGCAUACUAGCACAGGCCGAAAAACUGGCUCAGACUGGGAUUCUAGUGUCCUUUGACCAAGAGGUGACGGGAGUGUUUGCCAUAUCGGAUCCAUUAAAACCAGGUGUACGCGAAGUUAUCUCCAUUCUCAAGUCCAUGGAAGUGAUGAGCAUCAUGGUUACAGGUGACAACUUGGGCACUGCCGAAUCCGUCGCCAAGGAGGUCGGCAUCGAAACAGUUAUUGCAGAAGCCAAUCCGGAGCAGAAAGCCGAGAAAGUCAAGGACUUACAGGCUUCAGGUUAUACAGUGGCAAUGGUAGGAGAUGGGAUCAACGACUCACCGGCACUCGUGGUAGCCGACGUAGGAAUGGCGAUCGGUGCUGGCACAGAAAUAGCAAUCGAGGCUGCCGACAUCGUCCUCAUGAAGAGCAAUCUGGAAGAUGUGAUAACCGCCAUCGAUCUCUCCAGGAAAACGUUCCGCCGGAUCCGUUGGAACUACAUCUGGGCCUUUGGUUACAACGUCGUAGGAAUACCGAUAGCAGCCGGGAUCCUCUCCCCGUUUACAGGAUUCAGGCUACCACCUUGGAUUGCUGGAGUGGCAAUGGCAGCCUCCUCUGUCAGUGUUGUUUGUUCUUCUCUCCUGUUGAAGAAUUACAAGAGGCCGAAAGAACUGGACACUUCUCACCAACGCAUGGGAUAGCGACGGGAUCAUUUAUCGCUAGGACCAUUCCCAUCCGGUGAAAGCGCACUAGGGAGUGGUGUAAAUCAACCUGGCAGAUCUGUAGAAGUAAGCAAAUGAAGUGGGCAUCAUGUACCUGUGAGCAUAUUAGUCCUUCAAUGGAAAGGAAAUAUUCUUCCUUGAAAAUCCAUUCAAUGAUACGUUCUUAGUAUCAGCAAGUGUAGGAUGAUGGGAUGAAAUCUCAAUCGACGCAAAUUUUAAAUAAUGCAAUUAAGUCCUAAAACUUGACAAAUUUGUACAAUCAAGUAUUUUUU
Messenger RNA from Rhodamnia argentea, 3089 nucleotides. Its product is annotated as probable copper-transporting ATPase HMA5. NCBI's taxonomy places the organism in Eukaryota, Viridiplantae, Streptophyta, Magnoliopsida, Myrtales, Myrtaceae. Gene Ontology annotation, biological process: monoatomic cation transport. The coding region runs from base 85 to 2796 and encodes 903 amino acids. Gene Ontology annotation, molecular function: ATP binding; ATP hydrolysis activity; ATPase-coupled monoatomic cation transmembrane transporter activity. The record is from RefSeq and is a predicted model, not a curated record. Gene Ontology annotation, cellular component: membrane. The transcript has 6 exons.